GUGCGAAGCUAGGCUAGCAGGGAGCAGUAGGCUGUGCUAAGCUAAGCUAUGAUUGUGUUUUCCUCCUGCAGAUGAGUGACGUGCAGGCAGGGGGCGCCACAGUCUUCACUGAUGUCGGAGCUGCUGUCUGGCCCAAAAAGGGGACGGCGGUGUUCUGGUACAACCUGUUCCCCAGCGGAGACGGAGACGACCGGACCAGACACGCCGCCUGUCCCGUCCUGGUCGGAAACAAGUGGGUGUCCAAUAAAUGGAUCCAUGAGCGAGGGCAGGAGUUCAGGCGGCGCUGCAGCCUCCGUGAGACGGACUGACCUCCGGUCUGAUGCCAGAUCCUCUCCUAAAACCUCCC
Molecule: messenger RNA, 346 nt
Organism: Etheostoma cragini (Arkansas darter)
Lineage: Eukaryota; Metazoa; Chordata; Actinopteri; Perciformes; Percidae
Product: prolyl 4-hydroxylase subunit alpha-1-like
Exons: 3
Coding region: 72-308 (78 amino acids)
Biological process (GO): peptidyl-proline hydroxylation to 4-hydroxy-L-proline
Cellular component (GO): endoplasmic reticulum
Molecular function (GO): procollagen-proline 4-dioxygenase activity
Source: RefSeq, a predicted model, not a curated record